AUGUAGAAUACAAUUGAAAAAGACUGCUUCUCUGGCUUAAAAUACCUUGAUGAAGACUUAAAUUUCAGCAACUAUCGAUAAUCAAUCUCUCCUAUAAUAAUAUAAAAGAGAAUCUUUUUGGCUAUUAGAAAUUAAAGUUCUGAUGAAACUGCUGACAUUUAUAAUAGAGAUAUUGACGAAAAUCUCGAGGAAUAAAAUUUACAAUUAUUUCCAAAGACAUUUGAUUUUUAAGCUAAUAUAUAACCUAACCCACUUAAGAAGCCUUAAUAUAAAGGCUUAAAAUAAACGAGAAUUGAAGAACAAACAGCCAAGAAAAUAUCAGAAGGCGGAAAGACGUUAUUUACUUGUUUCAAAGAAGAUUCUGCACCUGUGAAAUAUAAUAAAACUAGCAAGACAGAUGUAUAAUUAAAAAGCAAGAGAAAUCAGUAUGAUGAUUCAGUGAGAAAUAAUUAUAUUCAUCGAGUUUUCUAGGAUUUACCAACUACAAAAUCUUAGAUGCUAGAUUCAAUAUGGAGAUAAAUUAAUGACAUAAAUCCCGAUAAUAGUAUUCCAGAUUUCAAGAGAUAAAUUGAUAUAUACUGUCAGUCAAUUAUGCAGCACAAUUAACAAAAAACAUAUCUUCAACCGAAAACUUGCCAAACUACUAUGCAACUGGCAAAGAUGAAUGCUUAUAAAUUAGAAUAAAGAAAAAAUGAAGGGAUCAAGCUGAUUCAUUAUUUCUAUUCAAAAUACCAGAGCAGUAUGAGUUUCACUACAUUGUUGAGUGCAAUAUAAAUUUUAGACAAGUUUCUUUCUUCAUCGAAAUAUUAAGAAAAUUAAGCAGUCUAUAUUAAUAAAAUUCCAGUUUUUGCCGUCACUUGCCUUUUCAUAUCCUCUAAAUAUUGGGAUGUCGAUUAAAUUUUUUUGGAUGACAUUGUUAUUAAUCAAAUGAAAUUUUACAAAGUAUUUUCUCAGAAACAUCGUUUACAAUUGAUUUCCAAAAAAAAUCUAAAUAGGUAUUAGGAAAAAUAAUCUUAAAAAUAAGCCAAAAUUUUAUGA
Stylonychia lemnae is the source of this 1038-nucleotide messenger RNA. The record is from the annotation of a GenBank genome assembly. Lineage: Eukaryota; Ciliophora; Spirotrichea; Sporadotrichida; Oxytrichidae.